UUUGUAUUGUAAUAGACAAAGUUUGCAUUAUCAUCCUUGCAUUAUAAUAGACAAUGUCUGUAUGAUACCUUUGUAUUGCAUUAAUAUUAUAAUUCUUGCUAUUUCAUUACAGUAAUCUUAUAAUUUUUGUGCUACAAUAUCUUGUAUUGCAUUGUGCUAUCUUCUAUUAUAAACUUUAAGAAGUUACAUAUUUGUCUGUAUACAUUCAGACCAGUCUUUAACAUCACACAGGAAUACAAGCAUUAUAUAAAAUGCUUUCAUAAUUUUUAUCAUUAAUAUCUCUUUAAAGUACAUAAUUAUUUAGACUUCAUUGAACCAUGAAAUCUGCUAAUUAAUUUAAUGAACUUAAUAAAAGGAACGAACAGUUGAGAAAUGUAAAUUUCUGUAUUCCAGUGUUAUGUACACAAUCGCAGACUUCAAUUCCACGGUAGGACAAAUAGUAACCGAUAUUAAGCGAAGGCACAUCUGCGAGGCAAUACGCGAUUAGACGCAGAAGCAGCGAGACAAAUAUUGUCUUUUCUAAUCUGCCGUUAGAGUCGCACUAUCUUGGAAUUACCAUGGGAUAGGAUCGAAUUCUUCGGGAGUUAAUUGGGUCCUGGCUAGGGAUUUCGUGCGAAGAUUCCGGACGUAAAGACAAACGAGAAUGGUCAUAACCCUUAGUCUUGUUUACCCAAGGGUAGAGUUACAUUCAAAGGAUGUACUCCGGAAUUGUUAUCCCGUGAUAAAUGGGCCAGUUGCACCUUCUAUUAAACAUUUUCCAACUAAGUGAAUAUAAUUUACGCCGCUCCGCAUUUUCAAAUGUUGCGCGCCAUUUUUGAAGACUGCCCGCCAUUUUUCUCGAACCGCCGCGUCGAUUCGAGUUUCAUCGAUUCAAAUUUCAUAUUCCGCAGCGAGGGAUCAACGGACGGCGGUUGCGACGAUGGCUAGUCUUCGAAUCCUGCAAAUAAAUAAUAAAGUGUCAUCGAUUCAAAUUUCAUAUUGCGCAGUGAGUCAUCAAUGAAUGGCGGUUUCAACUAUGGCUACUCUUCGAAUCCUGCAAAUAAAUAAUCGAGUAUCAAAGGGACUCGUCCAUCGAAGGACCGCGUCAAAGAUCGGGUCCUGCAUCUUCAGAAGCUGCCUAAGCAUCUAACGUUGGUCGCGAGCUGAUCUCUGGAGAGGCUCGAGUGUCUUGGACGAGUUGGGCACCGCUUCGAGGAGUAUGUGUCCGGGGGUGGUUAUUUUAAUUACUGUCCGGCGGCUUUAAAUUAAAGAGCUGGGUUAUUCCGGCGCCGAGCAACCCCUCUACGCUUCCUUCCGCUUCGGUAACCGGUAUCUAUCGACUCCAACAUUUCGGAACGUCCGGGAAGAUUUCGAACCGAGCUUCAUUGUUUGCUCGUAAAAGAGGAAUCGUCCGAAAGUCCGAAGGUGCUGAAUCCACCUUUGUCUCCCAUGUGCAAGCAUGAAAGAAUAUUUCGUCAGCUGCAUGUGACUUAGACUUGGGGUAUAAGGAUUCCAGGAAUUCUUGCAGCAAAACAACCUAAUAUUGACAUCGGCAAAGAACCGGAAGAAGAGAGCCGGUUCUAUUAGAACCUCGUCCGACUAAGCUUCCAGUUAGCCAGGCCACGAGCUUUCAUUUUUUCGCCGUGGGAAGCUGUUGGUGGGCUCGCCGGGCCCACCCUCUCAUCGGUCAAGCUGGCGAGCGCUCUAACCGCUGGUAUGAACCCCCACCAUCCGGGCCAUUCUGCAGCCUACCCCCAUCACCCCUCGCUAUCGAGCAGUCCCCAUCAUUCCGGGCCCCAUCACGGCUACAGUACCGGUGGAGGUGGUGGCGGGGGUGGCGGUGGUGGCACCACCACGACACCAGACUUGCCGAGUCCACAUUCGCCACCCCAUGGACCUGCCAUUGACCCAGCUACCCCGUACGCCUCGCUGCAACCUGGCCAAGGUAUGAGCAGCAAUGGACAUCAUCAUGGCGGUGCUGGAAUGAUGACCGAUCAUCCGCAUCACCCUGGACACCCACAUCCACACUUGCCGGGACACCCGGCUUAUCCUCCGGUCAAUCACAACAACAACUGUACGCUUAAGCAAGAGGGUGGUCCAAGCGGACCAACGGGGAUCCAACAGUGUGCCGGUUGCGGCGGCCAAAUAGUAGAAAGAUGGCUGUUGCUCGCGAUGGAUCGGUAUUGGCACAAUGCUUGCCUAAAGUGCUCGUGUUGCAGUGUAACGUUGGCGGAAAUCGGUCACUCGUGCUACACCAGGUGCGGAAUGAUCCUCUGCAAAAAUGACUACAAAAGGAUUUUCGGGAGCGGUGCUUGCGCGGGUUGCGGCAACACGAUACCUCCCAGCGAGCUGGUGCUGAAGACGACCGGAUUGGUGUUCCACCAGAAAUGCUUCGCGUGCAGCAAGUGCGGGAGCCAGCUGGUUUCCGGGGAUAGGUACUACCUGCAUUCGGGGUCACCGGUGUGCGAGACGGAUUGGCACAAAAUCGUGAAGUCGUCGUCGGUCGCGGCCGCAGCCGCGGCGGCGGCGGCCGGAAACGGAGGUGCACCGGUGAGAAAAGGUAAGGUGGGUCGGCCUCGAAGAAGUCGCGAAUGAGGUGGCAACCCGGU
Molecule: messenger RNA, 2588 nt
Organism: Megachile rotundata (alfalfa leafcutting bee)
Lineage: Eukaryota; Metazoa; Arthropoda; Insecta; Hymenoptera; Megachilidae
Source: RefSeq, a predicted model, not a curated record